UUGAAUGUGGAAAUCAAUAGGGGCCGCGCCGAAAAUGUUAGUAGAAGAGAUAAGGCGUUGGUGGUUGGUUACUUACUUACCGAAAAACAAACACAGAGACGAUCGAUGAGCAUAUCUAAUCCAUAACAAUAACAACAAAACAAUGACUCCGAGUAUUUCAACCCUUUAUCUCCUCGCUUACAACUCUUUUCAAGCAAUUGGAUGGACGGUUUCAUUAAUCAUCAUUUUGUACAAUCUUCUCUCCACUUCCUCCAUCACCGGAACUUACGCUUCUGCCGGCACUUUAGUUAGUUUUCUGCAAUGUGCUGCAUUCUUGGAAGUUAUACACGGUGCCAUUGGACUGGUUCCAAGCGGCGUGUUGCUUCCUCUGCUUCAAUGGGGAGGAAGGACUCACUUUUUGCUUGCCAUUGUUCGGGGAAUUCACCAGGUCCAGGAGUUACCUUCGGUUUUUAUCACUUUUCUUGCAUGGAGCAUAAGCGAGGUCAUUAGAUAUUCGCAUUAUGCUUUCAGUUGCUCGGGAAAUUGUCCUUCUUGGAUCACCUAUAUCAGGUAUACUGCGUUUAUCGUGUUGUAUCCUAUUGGAGUGUUUCCUGGAGAAAUGUGGUUAAUGUACCAGGCACUUCCGAUUAUAAAGAAGAACAAUAUCUAUGCAGAUUCCUUUUCAAGCCUCCCAUUUAGUUAUUAUGAUUUCCUUAAGGUCGUACUUGUAGUUUAUCCAUUCCUCUGGUUCAAACUAUACCUGCAUUUGUUCAAGCAGCGGCGUUCGAAACUAUAUAAACGCCUUGACAAGAAACGAGCAUGAGGAGCAUUAUUCUUGGUUUUUAUUAAAAGACUAAAGGGUACGACCGUUCAACAUUCCUAAUUCCUUGCAUGCCAGGACAAGUGAUGAUCACCAAAAGUUGAUUAGGGUGUGUUUUAAUUGACUUAUUUGAAUUUAUUUAUUGAUAUGAAUUUUGUGAGAUUGUUUGGAAGAAUUUACAAAAACAGAUUAUGAUAAUUUUUAAUUUUUUCCAUUUUUUUCAUAAAUUAUACAGUAUAGCUUAUGAAAAUUGUUCGUAU
Molecule: messenger RNA, 1059 nt
Organism: Trifolium pratense (red clover)
Lineage: Eukaryota; Viridiplantae; Streptophyta; Magnoliopsida; Fabales; Fabaceae
Product: very-long-chain (3R)-3-hydroxyacyl-CoA dehydratase 2
Exons: 10
Coding region: 143-802 (219 amino acids)
Biological process (GO): very long-chain fatty acid biosynthetic process; sphingolipid biosynthetic process; fatty acid elongation
Cellular component (GO): endoplasmic reticulum membrane
Molecular function (GO): 3-hydroxyacyl-CoA dehydratase activity
Source: RefSeq, a predicted model, not a curated record